AUGUCUGAUCAAAAUGGACCGGAAAAGAAGAACCUCAAGGUUCUGGUUGCUGGAGCGGCCGGGUUCCUGGGAUCACAUCUUGUAGACCUUCUGCUAGAGAAAGGCCACGAGGUAAUUGGUCUGGACAACUUCCAAACGGGCUUUCCCAACAACCUGAAACAUCUGGUUUCUAAUGCCAAGUUCACUCUCGUGCGUCACGAUGUGCGCGCUCCACUACCCGAAUUGCCUAUCGUGGAUCAGAUUUAUCACCUCGCCUGUCCAGCGAGCCCGAUCCAGUACCAGAAAGACCAUAUCGGCACACUUGACACCUGCUACCGAGGGACGAAAAGCCUGCUUGAAUUCGCAACAAAACGCAAGAUCCGCAUUCUAUUCACAAGCACAUCUGAAGUCUACGGAGAUCCCAAGAUCUGUCCCCAGCCGGAGACGUACUGGGGGAACGUGAAUCCGUUUGGGCCCCGGUCUUGCUAUGAUGAAGGUAAACGAGUUGGGGAGGCUCUGAUGUAUGGAUAUCGGGAGCAGCAUGGGACGGACAUUCGCAUUGCCCGAAUUUUCAACACGUACGGACCACGACUGGCUGCCUCAGACGGAAGGGUUGUUUCUUCAUUCAUUGCGAGCGCGCUGUCGGGACAACCGAUCCAGAUCACUGGCGACGGGUCGGCGACACGUUCAUUCCAAUAUGUUAGUGACUGCGCGAACGGCCUUUAUAGGUUGAUGAAUAGCGGUUAUGCAAAAGGACCGGUGAACAUAGGAAACGAUAACGAGAAUACCAUACUGCAGUUGGCGGAAAUGGUUGCAGAGCUAGUAGUAAGCAUUACCGGUCAGCAACCUAAGGUCAGUAUCGAAUUCCUUCCACCGCCGGUGGAUGAUCCUGCGACUCGGCGGCCGGACAACUCUCUGGCGCGGGAAGAACUUGGGUGGAAACCGAUUAUAUCUCUCGAACAGGGGUUACGACACACCAUUCGGUGGCAUAUUGAAGAGAUGGGCCGUGGUGACCGCCCUGUAGUGCGGCUGUGA
Aspergillus pseudonomiae is the source of this 1014-nucleotide messenger RNA. RefSeq names its product UDP-glucuronic acid decarboxylase family protein. NCBI's taxonomy places the organism in Eukaryota, Fungi, Ascomycota, Eurotiomycetes, Eurotiales, Aspergillaceae. The record is from RefSeq and is a predicted model, not a curated record. The transcript has 4 exons. Gene Ontology annotation, cellular component: cytoplasm. Gene Ontology annotation, biological process: D-xylose metabolic process. Bases 1 to 1014 code for a protein of 337 amino acids. Gene Ontology annotation, molecular function: NAD+ binding; UDP-glucuronate decarboxylase activity.